GUGUUUUUGUAAUAAAAGGUUCUUUAAUUCUGCAAAUUCAUCAAUAAUAAUAGAAUCUCCAUCCAUAUCAAUAACAUACUCUCUCUCAAAGACAAUAGCUAAGCAAUCAACGAAAUUCAUCGAGCAUUUUGUUGCGCAAAUUAGUUUUCACGUAUUUCAUUGCUUAAAAUGUUCUCUCCAUGGUAGCCGUUGAAACGGGCAAGGUCAACACUAGACGAAUCAACCAACAAAUCAAUUUGUUUAGAGGGUUUUCUAUUUCAAUGAAACUUUAUACACUCUUUUACAUUUUCGACCUUUAGGUUUUAUUGUUUUUUUCCCCAAUGAAAAUCAUUCGGGCUAGAAUUCCUAGAGUAAAUUGAGGGUAAUGGUUUGCAUAUGUUCAUCUAGACAAUUUUUCUAACUACACAACAUUUAUUAUCAAAUAACACUCGACCAACCAUUAAAUAAUACUGGGCCGAAUACCUAAAAUCGAAAAUUUAUAAUCUCUAUACUACCUAUGGAUCCGGCAGAGGGCUGGGCCGUGGCCCGGGUUGGCCCAGCCCUAGAUCCGCCGAUGCAUUGUAGUCUGUAUGUGAGAAUUUCCCAAAGAUGGAGUACACUACUGAUGUUGCGAAUAUCUUUGAUAGGUUAGUUACGUGAUUUGAUAGGUUAGUUAACAUCUGGGGUUAGGCUACUAAUUUUCCCUCCAUAUUAACUAUCAGUGGUUGAACUUUCUGAUCAGUUGUUUGAAGUUACUUAAUUGUCAGUGGUUGAACUGAUUCACUCCAUAUUAAUUAGUUUAUAAACUGCUAUAAACCAAAUGAAAUGAUCAGACUGCUGUAUUAUCAUUAUCCCUCUCCUCCCCAAAUGCUCACAGUGACAACCUUUUGGAGGUGUAAGGACGGACCACGACCAGUGGCGGAUCUAAGGCAUUGCAGGGUGUGUCGUCCGACACACCCUCGUUCGAGAAUUUUACGAAGGACCUACAUAUUUUUGGUACAAUUUUUUUUACUUCGGGAUAGCCGACACACCCUCAAUAAUUAUAGCCGACACACCUUCAUUAUACUCAAAGAAAUUAUUAUCCAAAUGAAUCAAUCUUAAUCAUAAUCCUUUUUAAUUUUUUUUAAAAUAACUCAUAAAGCAUAAUCCUAUCCUUCCUAUUAAAAAAAAUACUCUUAGCCCAUACAAUAUACACGUGUGAUGAGUGUUGGGCCUGAGCCUUUAAUUAAAUGAGAAAAGAACCCACAGGCCAAAAGCCCAGUCGGCCACUAGCCCACUACCUCCCCAUUAUUAUUCCUUCCCUCCCCAUCCCCAAUUAAUGGCCCAAUCUCCCCAAUUAAUGGCCCAAUGCCAUAUUCCUUGUCCAUAUCUCAAUUCCCAGCAACUCAUCCCCAUUAUUCCCCCUGGUUCCCUCUUCUCUCGCUCGCAAAAAACCCCAGAACCCCAGACGAACAAAAAACCCAGACAUAGGCAGAACGGGCAAGUCGGCACGGCAACCCAUCUCGGCCUCGGCGGACACCCUUCACCGGCGGGCAGCGCGGCGGCGGCAACUCCUCGUAGCCGGUCAAGUGGGCACUUCUUGUAGCUGGCCAAAUGUAAGUAAUUUUACUGUUAUGAACCCUAAAUUGCAAAGUUUAGGGGUUUUUCUUGUUUUCCCAUUUAACCCAAAUUUUAUUUGUCAAUUUGUAAUUCAUGGAUGAAUUGAAUAGAUUUGUUUAUAAGCUAAUUUAUGUUGUACUCUGUAUCCAGACAUGGAGAGAUUUUACCCAAAGGUCCCAAAGAAAGCAAAAACUACUCUACAUAUUAACAAUUUAGGAGGUGAAUCAAGUAAAAUGAAUCAUGAUGAUUCUCAAUCUUCCUCGCCAUCGAUUAAUCAAACAAGUGGCAUCUCAAGUAAGUUUUCUUCAUUUCCUGAAGAACAUGAGAAUGAUGAUGUUGGUGAGCAUUUUCAGUUAUGAAGAUAAUCAAGAACGAUCUUCGAAAUCGGUUGAGUGACCAAUUUAUGAAUGAUUGUUUAGUUGUGUAUAUUGAAAAAGAUUUGCUUUGCAGCAUAAGUGAUGAAUGUAUUUUAGAGACAUUUCAGCAGAUGAAAAGUCGUCGCGGUUCGUUGUAAACAUGACAUUGUGAACUUUAUGAAUUAAUUUCUUUUAAUUUUAACUUAAUUUUUAAUUUAAUUUAAUUAUAAUUUUAUUUUAUCAGCGACACACCUCUCCGACAAUCCUGGGUCCGCCACUAACCACGACUUCUAGUUUGGUUUGGCUAUAUGAAGUAACUAGUGUUGUACACAAUUCUUCCACCCAAGGAGAUUAGCUACACGUAUCCGUUCUUGAAUUAAUGGUUUGACGUAAGUUGUACGUCUUUAGGACGGCCAUGCAUAUAUAAACGUACGUGCAUGGGGAUUUGGAAAUGCACAUUACAAACAGUACCGAUCGACGUCAAGAGAAACCCUUUGAAUCUCUCUGCUGCAUCGUUACUUACUAAACUAAAUUCCUAAUCUUCCUCUCCACAACACCAAAUUGGAAUAUCACCAGCCACUAUUAAUCAGUUCCAUUUACUGUUCGUUGCGGAUCUGAAGCUUUAUGGCGACCAGAGUCGACGAUGAUGGCCGCCCAAUGCGAACUGGGACUUGGGUGACGGCGAGCGCCCACAUCAUUACAGCGGUAAUUGGAUCAGGCGUUCUAUCCCUGGCUUGGGCUAUCGCCCAGCUGGGUUGGGUGGCCGGACCGGCCACUCUCAUCAUCUUCUCCCUCGUAACCCUUUUCACCUCCACCCUCCUCGCCGACGCCUACCGCCACCUGGACCCGGUCACCGGCCAGCGCAACUACACCUACAUGGACGCGGUCCGGACCCAUUUAGGUGGGGUCAAGGUCCGGCUUUGCGGCCUGGCCCAGUACGCGAACUUGGUGGGCGUCACCGUCGGUUACACCAUCACCGCGUCCAUAUGCAUGGGGUCGGUUCGGAGAAACAAGUGUCUCCACGCGGAGGACAACUGCCACGUGUCCACGACGAUCUACAUGAUCAUCUUUUGCUGCAUCCAGCUGAUCCUUUGCCAGGUCCCCAACUUCCACAAGCUGUCGUGGAUCUCCAUCCUCGCCGCCGUCAUGUCAAUCACCUAUUCCUUUAUUGGAUUGGGUCUCUCCGUAGCCAAAGUUGCUGCAGGAGCUGAGGCGACAACGACGUGGCCGACGGUGUCAGAGGCGCAGAGGUUGUGGAAAAUUUUCCAAGCAAUUGGCAACAUUGCCUUUGCGUAUGCCUACUCCACCGUCCUCAUCGAGAUUCAGGACACCCUGAAAUCGAGCCCGGCCGAGAACAAGACAAUGAAGCGGGCGAGUUUUGUGGGCAUCUCAACUACCACAAUUUUCUACCUGCUCUGCGGCUGUGUGGGCUACGCGGCGUUUGGAGAAGACGCGCCGGGCGAUUUACUCUCCGGAUUCCAUCAAUCGUUGUGGCUACUCAUCGUAGCAAACGUCAGCGUGGCUAUCCACCUCAUCGGCGCCUACCAAGUGUUUGCGCAGCCGAUUUUUAGCUUGGUGGAGUCCAGCUGUCGUCAGAGGUGGCCAGAGGUCAAGUUCGUGACCGCCGACCACCAGAUUACCAUUCCGUUUCUGGGCGGUACUGGCUUCCACGUCAACUGUUUCAGAUUGGUUUGGCGGUCUGCUUACGUGGCCGUGACCACAGUCUUGGCUAUGCUCCUCCCUUUCUUCAACGUAUUUAUGGCCCUUAUCGGAGCAGCAUCAUUUUGGCCUCUGACGGUCUACUUUGCGAUCGAGAUGUACAUCGCCCGAGCGAAGCUUCCAAAAUUCUCCUUCUCCUGGAUGGGCCUACAAGCCUUGAGCAUGGCCUGUCUGCUUGUUUCACUCGUCGCAGCUGCUGGAUCAGUGGAAGGCCUGAUCCAAUCACUCAAAGUGUAUCAUCCUUUUAAGAAUUAAGUACAAUUAAUUAACAAAAGCUAAGUACGUGGUAGUAUUGAAUUUGUUCUAUCGAGUAUCGACCACCAAUUUUGGCCGAUUGCAUUUUGCACCGCAUCCAUAGCUUUUCUCUCCGCUAAAGGAAACACCCCCUAUCAAGAGAAACAAACUAGUCAUUCUCUAGCUUUCUACAAAUAUCUCUGAGGUCGGUCAAUUCAAGCUUAGCUCCACAAAAUUAUCACAUUCUAUCUUUCCUGGUCAUAAAUCCCCCACAAAAAACUCCAAUCUUCAGGGUGUUGAAUGGUAAUUUGCAAUAGUAAUUAUCAUCACCACUCUAUGCCCCAUUGCCAUAAAUUCAAGGAGACAUAUACAUUAUCUCAUGGGUUGAAACUAUCCAUCAAAUUAUGGAAGCCAACAAGUCCACAUGGUGAGGAGAAGCUUGAACAACUAAAUAAUAGUGAUGAUCUGUAGUAGACAUGCCAUAUGGAAAUGAAAGAAUCAAUUAUGAUGAAGGUAUCCUUACGCAACUUGAUAAAAUAAUGGUUAGUGUAAAAUAAUGCAUGGGCCAUGUAAUUGUAUUUUCUAUUUCUAUAUAUGUUGUACGUAUGGAAGAAGAAUGCAGUGCAGUGAGUGUGAGAAAGAGAGCUUGUAAGAAUAAACAAAGAAAAGAAAGAAGCUAAGCUUCUGUACGUGUAAGGCAAGAGCCAAAUGAAUAAGGCCUUGUUUGUUUCUUGAGUGUUUACUAAAAAGAGUGAUUAAACACUAAUUGUUUCCUUUGUAUUGAUCCAAGAUUACUACUAAUUCCGCUAAUACCCAACACGUACAGGAGACCAUCACAAAUAAGGAAUUCUGCAAAACGCUCAGCAAUCUUGCCCUUUCACAAAGAAUGGGACUGACCCUAUUUACGGUGUACACUUUCCUCUAGAGAUGAGAUGCAGCUUGGGAGAGGUUCAAUUAUGGAUUCAUCACAACGAAUGUUGUAGUACACUGUUUUACUUGUUCAAUGUCACUGCAAAUGGUAAAUAAGUUGUCAUGCUGCUCUAGGGGACUUGUAAAGUUGCCCGAUAUUCAAAGACUUGACUGGAUGGUCUAUAUAUAUGGUCUUGCAGGUCUGCAAUGGAAGAGACAUUACCCAGAGUUUCACUACAAAAUUAGAACGUAUUGAGGACAAAGAUUAGGGACCAGUAUUUAAAAUUGUCCACGGAGUUAUUAACUUUAAAGGUAUUAAGGACAAGCCCAUGAAAUCGUCCUCACAGCACCGGAGUUAGAUGUUUCAAUAUUGUGGGCCUAUCUCAAGUCGUCUCUGGAAACUUAUGUAAGGUGGGACUUAAUUUGGGUCAUUCCUUCCGAGGCUUUCACCAUUUUUGUUUUCAAUCAACAACAUAAGUCCAAUUAGGCACAUGGGACUGUAGUGACAUUGAGGGCAGCCGCCGGCCGCAAGGUAUGCUCGAGCUCUCCCUUCUCAUGGUGUCGUGGUUUGCGUUCAUCAUCACCGUCUAUUCCUACAAAAUCCCUAACCCAACUGAUUUCUCUAUCUCGAUCAUUCUGUAUCACUUUGAUCCGUCUCAUUUUGAUUAUUGUUUAUGAACUAGGGUUUAUUCCACACACCCAAGUUUUAUGUAUGCCAUCAGUAAUCCACGAUUAUAUUCUUUUGCUUUAUUUGAAUGAAGAUCCUGUUUUCCUUAAGUUACUCAAUUGAUUGUCGUUCAUACAAGGGUUUGGGGCUAGUUAUCCGUCUAAAAAAAGGAGCAUAAUAUAUGCCAAAAAAAGCGUAGAUAGCUUCAAAAAAAGGAGUGCCAGGAAUGUGAUUCAUUCCUCGAUCUUGACCAAGCCGCAUGUCCUUGUUGAUUGGUAACCGGGAGGUUUAGUUGAAAAUCUCUGCUUUCUACUCUAGGAAGUAUCUACAGGCUGUAUUGAUAAAUAAAUUAAGGAUUCACAU
Messenger RNA from Linum trigynum, 5826 nucleotides. The record is from the annotation of a GenBank genome assembly. Lineage: Eukaryota; Viridiplantae; Streptophyta; Magnoliopsida; Malpighiales; Linaceae.